UUCUAGAUACAGAAACUAUAAAAAUGUCGUUGAGUACGGGUUACUAUGGCACCACCGCCCUGAAUAAGAUUCGGGGCGGCGGAUUUUAUGAUGUCCCCGAGGGAGUGGACAUUAGGGGAAGAUAUGAUGAAGAGUAUGCAAAGAUACUUACAAAGGAUGCUUUAUUGUUUGUGGCUAGUUUGCAAAGAGAGUUCAGGAACCAUGUUAAGUAUGCAAUGGAGUGUAGAAAAGAGGCUAAGGUGAGAUAUAAUUCGGGUGUGACACCGGAUUUUGACCCGGCUACGAAAUAUGUAAGAGAUGGGGAUUGGGUGUGUGCUGAGGUGCCAGCUGCGGUGGCUGAUCGACGGGUCGAGAUUACGGGUCCGGUUGAGAGGAAGAUGAUCAUUAAUGCACUUAAUUCUGGAGCUAAGGUUUUCAUGGCUGAUUUUGAGGAUGCACUAUCACCAACAUGGGAGAACUUAAUGAAGGGACAUGUGAACUUGAAGGACGCGGUUAAUGGCACAAUUAGCUUCGAAGACAAAGCUAGAAACAAGAUGUACAAGCUGAAUGAUCAAAUCGCCAAGCUCUUCGUUCGUCCCAGGGGUUGGCAUCUACCAGAGUCUCACAUCUUUAUCGAUGGGGAACCAGCUAUCGGUUGCCUAGUUGAUUUUGGGUUUUAUUUCUAUCACAACUAUGAAGCAUUCCGCAAAACACAAGGCCAAGGAUAUGGCCCGUUCUUCUAUCUUCCCAAAAUGGAGAAUUCUAGGGAAGCAAGGAUAUGGAACAAUGUGUUUGAACGAGCUGAGAAAAUGGUGGGGAUAGAGAAAGGAAGUAUCAGGGCAACAGUACUAAUUGAGACACUACCAGCAGUGUUUCAGAUGGAUGAGAUCUUGUAUGAAUUAAGGGACCAUUCUGUUGGUUUGAACUGUGGAAGAUGGGACUAUAUUUUUAGCUAUGUCAAGACAUUCCAAGCUCACCCUGACCGUUUGUUACCAGACCGAGUCCUAGUUGGUAUGGGCCAACACUUCAUGAGAAGCUACUCUGAUCUUCUCAUUAGGACCUGCCACAGGCGUGGCGUGCACGCCAUGGGAGGGAUGGCUGCUCAGAUUCCAAUCAGAGACGAUCCAGAAGCAAAUGAAGCAGCACUCGAGCUAGUAAAGAAAGACAAACUAAGAGAGGUACGGGCCGGGCAUGAUGGGACAUGGGCAGCCCACCCAGGUCUUAUACCAGCUAUCAUGGAAGUGUUCACUAACCACAUGGGCAACUCCCCUAACCUAAUCAAAACCAUGAAACGCGAAGAUGCUGCAAGCUUGACAACAGAAGACCUUUUGCAGAUUCCUAGAGGGGUUCGGACCAUUGAGGGUCUAAGGCUAAACACACGGGUUGGAAUCCAGUAUGUCGCGGCCUGGCUGACAGGGACAGGAUCAGUCCCAUUGUAUAACCUCAUGGAAGAUGCCGCUACUGCUGAAAUCAGCCGAGUCCAGAACUGGCAGUGGUUGAAGUAUGGGGCUGAGUUAGAUGGAGACGGGCUUGGUGUCAAGGUCAACCUGGAACUUUUUGGGAAAGUAGUUGAAGAAGAAAUGGCAAGGAUUGAGCGUGAAGUGGGCCGAGAGAAGUUCAAGAAAGGAAUGUACAAGGAAGCAUGUAAGAUCUUCGCUCGUCAAUGUACAGCGCCUGUACUUGAUGAUUUUCUCACCCUAAACGCAUACAAUCGUAUCGUUGUUCAUCAUCCCAGAGGACCAUCAAAGCUCUAAACAAGAUUUCUAUGGUUUCUUACAUAUGGUUUUAUAUGUAUAUCUGUUGAACAUCAAUGUGUGUCUGUUUUUGAGUGAGAUAUCCUCCUGCAUGCUAUGGCCUUCUAUCAUUACUAUAGCUAAAUAAUAAAGUUGUCAUAA
Molecule: messenger RNA, 1874 nt
Organism: Erigeron canadensis
Lineage: Eukaryota; Viridiplantae; Streptophyta; Magnoliopsida; Asterales; Asteraceae
Product: malate synthase, glyoxysomal
Exons: 4
Coding region: 24-1733 (569 amino acids)
Biological process (GO): glyoxylate cycle
Cellular component (GO): cytoplasm
Molecular function (GO): malate synthase activity
Source: RefSeq, a predicted model, not a curated record